Molecule: messenger RNA, 1998 nt
Organism: Poecilia latipinna (sailfin molly)
Lineage: Eukaryota; Metazoa; Chordata; Actinopteri; Cyprinodontiformes; Poeciliidae
Gene: cldn15la
Product: claudin 15-like a
Exons: 4
Coding region: 1105-1752 (215 amino acids)
Cellular component (GO): membrane; bicellular tight junction
Molecular function (GO): structural molecule activity
Source: RefSeq, a predicted model, not a curated record
AGACGGCUUCCCGCAGCCCCCCUUGCAAUGACACGGCGCACCCCCUAGGGGGCGCGCCCCACAGUUUGGGAACCUCUGAAUUAGGGAAAGAACUACCGUUAACAGAUGUGGUUCAUGGGUUCGGACACCGGCGGGGCUACUCCGAUUGUCUGAAUCAUGGGCAGAAGCGGGGCAUAACGUCUGGAUGUAGGUAGUUAGAGCUUAGACGAAUCUUUCCCGCGCCCAGCUUAAACAAAAGUUCUCUAAAUUCUUAUCUGCAGUAAUACUCGGGAAUUAGAGGCUUUUCGGACCCGGGAGAUGAAGAGCUGGUCUGUAGUCAGUCUGCUGUAGAGGGGAGGAGUUAGGGGCGUGGCUGAAUACUGUGGAUUAACAGAGGAAAUGUGAUUUACAGUAAAAGUCAGACCGUUACAUCAUUAAUGACAUCACUAAUGACAUCAUUAAUGGUGGUCACCAGGUGAAGAAGACGUCUUGCUGCCAUCUUGCUCUGCUUGGUUGUUUCUGGUUUCACUUUUUUUUAUGAUGAUGAUGAUUAACGCUCAUAAAAACAUUGAACAUGUUUCAGAAAUAUUGCUGAUGCUUUCUGACGUCUUACUGGGAACCAGAGACCCUGAAAUGUUUGUCCAGUCUGUCUGUGACAGGAAGUGUGUGUCUCCAUAGCGCUGGCUGCCAUGGCAACACAGCUGAUUCCUCCUACUUGGUGGUUUUGAACCGUUUUAGGGUGAAAACCUGUUUGUUUGGCUCACCAUGACCUCCAGUCUCUCUACCGGAGUAUCUGAGGAGUGGCUCUCCAUCAUCAUCAUCAUCAUCAUCAUCAUCAUCAUCACUGUGAUCAUACUAGAGAGGAACUGCCGGGAGUGGCCCAGUGGUUUAUGGCCCCUGCAGAGACCAAAGUCCUGCUGAUAGAGGCUCAGGCUUCAGAUUAGCUGAAGGAGAGGCAUCAGGACGCUCUGACUUCACGCCAAAGGUUUCACCUCUCAGGACUCGCUGCUCUGACUUUCUGCCUUCAGGCUCCAGCAGAGGCUCCUUCAGUCCCAGAUCAUCUUUAGAACUUGGAUUUCUUCUUCUUUUCUUCAUUUUGAGAGGUUUUCCAGAAACGCUGCGACCAUGUCGACGGCAUUGGAGGCAGUGGGGUUCGUCAUGUGCAUGAUUGGCUUCCUGGUCACCGGCGCGGCGCUGGCUAACGACUACUGGAAGAUCUCCUCGGUGUCCGGCAGCGUCAUCGUCUCUCAGAGGGAGUUCGAGAACCUGUGGCACGCCUGCGCCGAGAACAGCGCCGGCAUCGCCAACUGCCGAGACUUUGAGUCCAUGCUGGCCCUCCCAGCUCACGUCCAGGCGUGUCGCGCUCUGAUGAUCAUCUCUCUGCUGCUCGGCCUCGGCUGCAUGAUCGUCUCUCUGCUGGGACUCAAAUGCAUCAAGAUCGGAUCGGUCACCGUGGAGUCCAAGGCCAAGAUGGCCGCCACCGGAGGAAUCAUGUGCAUCCUGGGAGGUAAGCACGCACACGCACACACACACACACACGCAUACACACCCACCCAUGAACUGCCUGACCGCUGCCCCUGCUCCUGCAGGUUCGAGCUCGGUGCCGGCCUCUACAUGGGUUGGGCCGCAGGCUCCCUCUGCAUCCUGGGUGGAAGUCUCCUCUGCAGCGCCUGCAAGAGAGCGUCACCUGCUGGCAAGAACAGAGGUUACCCGGCGAAGGUUUACACGGCCACGGCCCGGACCGACACAGAAUCCACCAAAGCUUACGUCUAAUCACGCGUUUCUAUCUGGACUGUUUCCUCUGGUUUCUAGAAGGUUCUGCUCAAUUUCAAGCUGUGACAUAAAAAACAAAAUAACUUGAAGUUUUUCUCCAUCAACGUUUGUUUCUGGGUUCAGGAUGAAUCUCUGACGUCUGACAGUUUCCUUCUACGCUGAUGAUGUUGCUGUUGCUGUUUUCUGUCUUUUGUUUGAAUUAUUUUAAAUCUUCAAUGUUGGUUUUAUUAAAAGUGAAGAAAAAAU